Molecule: messenger RNA, 975 nt
Organism: Procambarus clarkii (red swamp crayfish)
Lineage: Eukaryota; Metazoa; Arthropoda; Malacostraca; Decapoda; Cambaridae
Source: RefSeq, a predicted model, not a curated record
AUGCCAAGGUUGCAGAGUAUAGUCAUGCCAGGGCUGCAGAGUAUAGUCAUGCCAGGGCUGCAGAGUAUAGUCAUGCCAGGGCUGCAGAGUAUAGUCAUGCCAGGGCUGCAGAGUCUAGUCAUGCCAGGGCUGCAGAGUAUAGUCAUGCCAGGGCUGCAGAGUAUAGUCAUGCCAGGGCUGCAGAGUAUAGUCAUGCCAGGGCUGCAGAGUAUAGUCAUGCCAGGGUUGCAGAGUAUAGUCAUGCCAGGGUUGCAGAGUAUAGUCAUGCCAGGGCUGCAGAGUAUAGUCAUGCCAGGGCUGCAGAGUAUAGUCAUGCCAGGGCUGCAGAGUAUAGUCAUGCCAGGGCUGCAGAGUAUAGUCAUGCCAGGGCUGCAGAGUAUAGUCAUGCCAGGGCUGCAGAGUAUAGUCAUGCCAGGGCUGCAGAGUAUAGUCAUGCCAGGGCUGCAGAGUAUAGUCAUGCCAGGGCUGCAGAGUAUAGUCAUGCCAGGGCUGCAGAGUAUAGUCAUGCCAGGGCUGCAGAGUAUAGUCAUGCCAGGGCUGCAGAGUAUAGUCAUGCCAGGGCUGCAGAGUAUAGUCAUGCCAGGGCUGCAGAGUAUAGUCAUGCCAGGGCUGCAGAGUAUAGUCAUGCCAGGGCUGCAGAGUAUAGUCAUGCCAGGGCUGCAGAGUAUAGUCAUGCCAGGGCUGCAGAGUAUAGUCAUGCCAGGGCUGCAGAGUAUAGUCAUGCCAGGGUUGCAGAGUAUAGUCAUGCCAGGGUUGCAGAGUAUAGUCAUGCCAGGGUUGCAGAGUAUAGUCAUGCCAGGGUUGCAGAGUAUAGUCAUGCCAGGGUUGCAGAGUAUAGUCAUGCCAGGGUUGCAGAGUAUAGUCAUGCCAGGGUUGCAGAGUAUAGUCAUGCCAGGGAACGUCACCCAUAAUCAUCCCCCUGACAGGUUCAUCUCCUUCGCAAUGAUAUGCAGAUCAACCUGUCCUCACACUUAA